UUCAGUUCUGGACUGUGAGGAAAGAGGAACUUACUCUGACUGGUCACCUGAGCGGAGAGUUGAACUGGAACUGCAGGGUGGGGAUGGAUGAGGCAGAGAAGUAUCAGCAGAGGCUACAGGCCAUCGCAGAGAAGAGGAGAGCACAGGAGGAGGAGGACAGAGUGAGAAGAGAGACAGAAGAAGAGUGGCUGAAGAUUGCACAGCGCAAGAGGAAGUCUCUGAGAGACCAGUGGCUAAUGGAGCCAAUGGCCAGCAGUGCCGAGGCUUCUGGGACUGGGACCACACCAUUCCUCUCAACUCAGACUACAGAGGAGAUCUCAACAGAUGCACCUGAAGAGAUACAGGAUGAAGGUGAUAAAACAGCAGACAAGAAUGAUGAGAACGAAGCUUCCAGUCUUUCAGACUCAAACACAGAGAAACCCACACAGGUAAACGCUGCAGAUGAGGAUGAGAAAGAAAGUGGCGAAACAGUCAACACUGAAGUCAUUCUACAGAAUGGACAGCGGGAAAGAUCAGUGCUUGAAGUGAUGGAGAUCCAGGUAGAGAGAGACCCCAAAACUGGUGCCACCAACAUUAAAUCCAUGGCUCCAGUAGCAGAACCAGUACCAGCAGCAGCAGCAGCAGCACUGGACGCUACUGGAGAAGCUGUGUUUGAUGAUGGAAGGGGGACGGUACAGCCUGUGGGAGCCACUGAUGUCAUUGGACAGUUGGACAUGCAGACUGGACCGGAUGGUGAUGUGAGAAUCGUCUGUGAUAAAGAACUUGGAGCUCCAGAGGUUGAAACUGGAGAUCCAGAGGUUGAAACCGGAGAUCCAGAGGUUGAAACCGGAGAUCCAGAGGUUGAAACCGGAGAUCCAGAGGUUGAAACUGGAGAUCCAGAGGUUGAAACCGGAGAUCCAGAGGUUGAAACUGGAGAUCCAGAGGUUGUUGAACAUUCUACAGAAGAUCUACAGAAGACCACUGACUCAACACACAAUUCAAUACAGCAAGUCAAGACACCAGAGAAGGAAGAUGAACCAGAGGAAGUUCAAAGGAAUGACAUGGAUGUUAGUGAGGCUAAAGUGCAGCAGAAGGAGGAGGGUGAUGAAGAAUGGGAGAUGGUGAACUGUAGGCCAGAAGAAGGCCUGGACCCUGUGGUGCUGAGCUUUUUAGGCUUCACCCAAGUUCAGGCUGAAGAUCAAGGAGCCGUUCUGAAGGUGGAACAGGUGCUUAUUGGUGGAGAAGAAGUUCCAGAGAUGAGUCUGUCUGAGAAUCUGAGCCCUAUUAUGGUUGAAAACGUCAAACCUGGUAACGAAGAGUCUCUGAAAAGCACAAGAAAUGAAGAGUCACAGCUUAACACAGUUGAGUCCAGUGAGUCUUGCCCAGAAGAAAGCUUUCCUGAGGAAACAUCACAGGACGUUAUGUUGGAGACAGGAGGAGAAGGUGAAUCCGUGGGACUGCAUGACCUGGACAACAUCUCAGAUAUUAUGGAUUCUGAAGAUGUUUCAACAGAGGACCCAACAGAAGCCCAACAAUCUCUACCACACGUUUCCAACGACACACCAGACGUUCCGGAAGCUACAGAAGAAGUCCCUGAAGAUUCAGCAGGAUCUGCCACCACAAACAUAGAGGAACAGGACAGACAUCCAGCCAGAACUGAGACUGAGACACAGUCUGAGACACAAAGAGUGGAGGAGUUUCCACACGUGGAAAUUAUAAAGCACGGCUCAAACCCUGAAGACGAGAUCUUUGAAGACGUUCCGUUAGAUGGAAACAAAGAAACACCUCAGACUUUAAAACAGAGAGCAGCAGCAGCAGCGGCACACAGCUUCCAGCAGGAACCGGAGAUACAGGCUCUGGUUUCUCCAGAUGUAUCGUCGAACAGAACGAGAGGAGGCGGAGAAAUGACCAAACACAAGACCUGCCAGUGUUGCUCCGUCAUGUGAGCGACCAGACACUCCUGCAUUUCUCUGCCGUUGGACAAAAACCUUCACUGAAAAAAAUUAUAAGUAUGAGUAAAAUUUACUUUAAAAAAGUUUCGCAACUUUCUGCAUUUGCUUUUUUUUAAGUAAAUUUAAUUUCAGAUAAAUUUAAGUAACUUCAACUCAGUUUCAAGACUUAAAUGUUACAUAGAGUAAAUAAGUGAACUGAGCUUCAGUCAAUCCUUUCUUUUAGUAAACUUUAUUAAUUUCUGCAUACAAUAUUACCUAAUUACAAUUACUUCAUUUUUGCAAUAUUACUCAAAUAAUUUAUUAUAAAUAAUAUAUUAUAAUUCCUAAAAUGUAAAUAUUUUUAGUUAAAACACACAGAUUACACUGUCUCAACACAUGGAUGGCAUGUAAUACA
Astyanax mexicanus (Mexican tetra) is the source of this 2325-nucleotide messenger RNA. RefSeq names its product paralemmin-2. The coding region runs from base 84 to 1925 and encodes 613 amino acids. Gene Ontology annotation, cellular component: membrane. NCBI's taxonomy places the organism in Eukaryota, Metazoa, Chordata, Actinopteri, Characiformes, Acestrorhamphidae. The record is from RefSeq and is a predicted model, not a curated record. Gene Ontology annotation, biological process: regulation of cell shape. The transcript is spliced from 9 exons.